Toxoplasma gondii ME49 is the source of this 4707-nucleotide messenger RNA. Its product is annotated as thrombospondin type 1 domain-containing protein. NCBI's taxonomy places the organism in Eukaryota, Apicomplexa, Conoidasida, Eucoccidiorida, Sarcocystidae. Gene Ontology annotation, biological process: cell adhesion. The transcript has 12 exons. Gene Ontology annotation, cellular component: extracellular matrix. Bases 1548 to 4178 code for a protein of 876 amino acids. The record is from RefSeq and is a predicted model, not a curated record.
UUCGCAUUUGCGCAUAUCCUGAAGACAUUUUUCUUCGAGAGGUCUUCUCACGCUCUGCUGGCAUGUCUGCCCGACAGCUUAUCCCGCGGUUUUCUUGCUCGUCUGUGCACGCUGAGAGCGGAGUCGUUUUCAAGACUUUUCGAGACAAAGGACGCUUUGCUCUCUUCUCCAUUUAUCCCGGAGAUUCUUUCGACUUCGCAGCCUUAGUAAAGUGCUUUAUGGUGGCCGUGUACCGCCAUUCGUCUGGACGGCUUAAAACGACAGUUGCACUGUGUGUAGAUAGGGAGAUGCUUUCAAGCCACCAACUCGUUGUGUGUCGGCUCCGCGAACGCAUUCCGUUCUGCAACUUCAGGGAAAUCUCCUUUGCUUUCUGUUGCCGAAGCUUUUUCUAGGACACCGAAACUCGCCGACCUCGUCCCCACCCGUCACGAGUUGUGCCAGCAGCAGGCGGCGGGAGGCAGAUCGGCGGUCGGUAAGGAAGUUCGGAGUUCUUCUAGCUGUUUGCAAGCGACUUUGCGAGCUUUCUGAAAACAGAAACGCCCUUCUGUAUGGAAGAGAAUACCGUCCAGAGGAAGCGACGGCUGCAUGCCUCGAAGUGCCUGCCGCGAGACGCCAAACCGCUGCGUGCUCGCGGCGAAUUGCAGAAGCCGCGGAACAGGAGGUUGGAGUGUGUGAGCUGUAUGCACAUCCCGUUUGCGCCUGUGAGCAAAACAGACUGCGAUUUGCGCAGUUCGUGAGGUUGGCAUUUCCUUUUCGUGGCUCUGCUUUGCCGCAGAACCCGGAGGGAGGCCCUUCGUCGGUCGCGAACUGUGCCAAGACGCGACGACUGGCUUUUCUCCGAGUUUCCUCCUCCGUCGUCCUUUGUCCAUCUCCCUUCGAGUCUCGCCUUCGCUCUUCUCCCUCAGAGGAGUCGAAAGCCAACCUUUCUUUCUGGCCCUGCACUCGCCUUGUGUGCAGGAUUCUCUGUUUCUGCUGGAGUCGCCGUCUUCCUCUCGUCGCAGUUCUUCUGUUUCGCUCUCGCCGCGUUUGUCUCUGCGUCUCUUGUCUUCUCUAGUCUCUCACUUUGCCUCCACGCGUCUCCUGUGUGUGCAUCUCGACCCGCGCUCAACCUGUGCUCUUUCGAGAGAAAAACUCUCUCUCCCUUGCACUCCUUCCACUUCGCUUGCUGUUCCCUCUGUCGUCUCAACCACGGAACAGAGCGCUGUCUCUCCUCUUUCUUCCGCCCUCUGUCUUGUCUUCUGUCGCUUCUACCUGCUUCGUCCUUGUGUCCUUCCCGCCGUCGACCAGCCCCGCGAGAGAGGAGUGACUUCUCUCCUUUGCAUGCGCAUCCUCUGGGAAGACAACGAAGGCCUUUCGCUGGCGAGUGAAGCCUGCGAGUUCAUUUCUUCACGGUGGCUGGGCCUCACCCCUCGAGUGUCUGGACAGAAAGAGCAGAGACGAGGGGCGCUUCGACUCGGCACCGACGCUUUCAAGCGCUCCACGCGUUCUCUUCAGGUCCCGAGUCGGCCUCGCAUCUUUCUUCUUGGCUGUUGCCGCGCUUCUUCACAAUGUUCGAAAAACGGAGAAGGAGGGGAUUUCUCCCUCCGGCUGCGCUUCUCGGUCUCCUCGCUCUGUUGUCCGCUGACGUAAAAGAGAGCAACGAAGCCUUCUCCCUCUGCGCCGCCUUCGCCCAGAAUGCAGGCUCUGCCCACAAGCCGUGGAUCGGCAACUGUCCGCGCUUCGGAUUCGCCUUCCAUGGAUCUUCCCGGUCCUCGUCUGCGCUCCUGGAGGCGCCGUCUGAGGCGGAGAGUGUGAGUGCAUGCGCGACCAGGUGCCACAACUUUGUGGUUUCUUCCUUCUUCUCUUCUGCGCUCUGUCGCGGCUUCGAGUUCGAUCGCCGCACUCGACUCUGCUCGCUCUUCGCUGCGCUGCCCUCGCCUCUGUCUCCCCUCUCCCGGCCCUCGCCGUUCAUCGCCUCGGGCGUCUCGCCCACGAAGACCGCCGGCAGUCUGUGCGCGACUUCCUGUCUCGUCUCCGCGUGGAGCGAGUGGGGCGCCUGCGAAGGCGAAGCGCGACCUGGCCGCGGGCCUCUCGACCUGCCCAGCGGCUUCCAGAGACGCUCGCGACACAUUCGCCAACUGCCCAGGUGGGGAAGCGAAAAAUGCCCCGCCCUCGAAGAAGUCCGGCCGUGCAGCGGAGAUCCUCAGUGCGCCAUGGAGGGCGUCGGCGUUCUCGGCUGGGGAUGCAACCCCGCGGACGACUUCGCAGAAAGCGGCACCGAUCGACAUUUCGUGUCAAGUUUUGAGGAAUGCGGACGCUUGUGUGCGGCGGAUCCAGACUGCACUUUCUUUUCGUUGGAUCGGCGGCCUCGCGCCUCGCUGUCUCUGCCCUCUGGCGCUGGCGGCUGGGGCGACGAGAGAUAUGGCCUGAGGGGAGACAGCGAAACACUUGGACAAGAAUCGGCUGCCUCCAUGCUCUGUUACAUUGUGCACGGUCCGGAACCGGGAUGCAUGUUUCUCUCAGAGCACUUUGUUUCAGCGCCUCGUCUGGGAGGCACUGCGGCAUGCCCUGUCGACUGCGUGGCGGGAGAGUGGGGAGACUGGAGCCCCUGCAGUCACCCUUGUGGGGCUUCGCAGCAGUCGAGGACGCGCGACGCGAAGAUUCCUGCGCGAAAUGGAGGGAAGGCAUGCCAGCUGGUGGAGACCAGAAACUGCCUGGGAAGCCCCAUGUACCCCCGAGUGAACUGCGCGCAAGCGGAGUGUACGUACGCUCCGUGGUCCGCGUGGUCGCCGUGCAACAGUCCCUGUGAAGGCGGAACGCAAGAGCGAGUUCGAUCUGUUCUCACGGGAGACAGGAGUACUUGCAAAGCAGUGAAAAUGGUUCGCGCAUGCAACGACGGAAUCGCCUGUUCUUCCAGAGUCGGAUGCAACGCGAGUUCCUUCGGUGCGUGGUCGCCGUGCACUGCGAGCUGUGAAGGCGGAGAGCGACACAGGUCGCGUCAAAUCGAUUUUUCUUUCGGACCCGGCGGCAGUGCAUGCGCCGGAGUUUCGCCCUCGCAAGUGGAGACAUGCAACGAGGAUGUCGCCUGCGGCAACACCUGCGAGUUCAGCCCUUGGGAAGAGUGGAGCGCAUGCAAGGCUGUGCCAGGCGCUGGCUGUGGCAAGCGAAACGGCAGACGACAGAGAUACCGAGGAAUUCUAAAACAGAACAGAGACUCCUUUUCAGGCCGACCGCUGCCGUGUGGAGACAACCAAGCCUUCGUCGAAGUUCAGGACUGCGUUGUGCCUGGCGCCGACACUUGCGCGGACGCAUGCGUGAUGACGCCGUGGACAACCUGGUCCGCAUGCAGUGCGACUUGCGGCGAAGGCUGGCGCUCGCGAGUCCGAUCGAUUCUAAAACCUCUCCUCUCAGACAGUGGAAAAGAGGGAUGCCCGCCGACUGUCGAGACAGAGCGUUGCUCCACGAGCGAACUUCCUUGCCCGGAAGCCCCGCCUGAAGAAAACAGUAGUGGCUUUUUCGGCUCUGGAAGUCCCCAGUGCGAGAUGGGAGAAUGGCAGCCAUGGACAGCAUGCAAUGGAGAAUGUCAGAGAUUCCGAUUUCGUCUCCCGCUGGCCGGCCGCUCCACGCAGUCUGCCUGUUCUAUGGAACUCCAAGAGGAAUCCUGCGACCCGGGAGCAUGCAUUUCAGCUGGCAACGCCGAGGCUUGGGCUGGAAAGAACUCGGCCACAGCUCAGGCGGCUCUAGGCUUCCUGCCCUCUGAGAAGGGAAGCAGCUCCGGUGUACGCGCAGCUGGAGACUCUUUCUCGCCGUUCGAAACCGCGACCGUCCUCCCCGCCUCGCAGGCAGAUGUCUCUGCCAUCGCGCGCGCAUGUCUUUUGAGCAUUCUCCUCACGCUACUCAUCGUCUUCCUCUUUGUCUACUUCAGAAAGAAGAGCGUGCGAGGACGUCGGUACAUUUAUCCGCUAGACGGGAGCUGGUCUGCAGCGAAUUCCUUUGGAGACAACGACGAGACGAGCAGCUUCGUCAUGACGCAGGGGCGAGAAAACUCCCAAGAAAACCAGAACGCGGAACCGGGAGAGACUCACGCAGAGACCGAGGAAGUCGAAAGCAAUGCCAGCGAAAAACUCGCGAAAGUCGACGUGGACCAGGACUUGGCUUUCUGGGAUGACGAGGACGAGGCCAGCAAAGAUGACAAGUAAAACAAGAGACCAAGGAUAGAUCGAAGACAAAGAGAGAGACGAAGAAGAGACAAAGAGAAGAGAAAAAAGGUCGAGGAAGCAGUCGAGUUCCUGCUUUUCCUGCGACGCGGCUCUGAGGCAGAGCUCAUCAGAAACGGGGGCAAAAACAGAGAGAAGACGACCAGAAUGGGCUAGAAUGGGAGCAUGCAUGGAAACGCGUGCAAAGCGCCUUCCGCAGAGAACCUUUCCUCAAAGGAACCGCUCUCAGGUCCCACACCCGAGAAGGCUUACCCUUCUCAUUUUUGCGGGAGUCUCUCCUCCCUGGAGGUUUUGCUCCUUUGUGUCUGUUUUCCUGUUUUCGGCAAGCCUCUCUUCUUCGUUUCUCCAAAGAAGCUCUGUGCACAGUUCUCCGGAUCAAGCUAACCGUAUUCUGGAGAUUCUUUUCUCAUGAAAAAAGAGAAUGUGUUUCGUCGGGAAGACCACUGAGGGUGCAAAACUUCACCUGCCAAGACAAGCAGGGAAUCCCAACAAUCAAUUUCUCAAAUCCGCU